AUGACACUAUCUGCCUCUAGAGCUUCUCCAAUAGCUCUUCCAAUCUCUGCGCUUCUACCUUCGUCGGCCAAUGCCCCGCCGGAUCCACUGCCGUUCCCGCACGCAGCGAUCCUGGGGCCGCUACCGCCCACCGCAGCCCUACACCUCGCUCUAGAGUACCUAGCUUUGGCAGAGAUACCUGCAUACGACGGUCAGCAAUGGAGGGAGAACGGUGACGAUUGUACAUCUGAGGCCUCAUAUGCUGCUUCGGCACCCGCCAGAGCCCUGAUCAUUAAUUGCGCCAAGACCUGGGCUGAGGACAUCGAAGAGGAGGAUGAGGAUUGGCUCAGGGAUCACGGAGCAGAAUACGGCGUGCUGGACAUGCUAUCAAGGGUGGAUAUGAGAUUCUGCCCUUCUCCAAAACACUUGAUACUCCUGUUAAAUCUCCUCAGUACAACUUCCUCCUCGCCAGCUUCCGGCCUUGCGCACGAACUGCCGACCACGCCUGGGCUUGUCAUUCUACAAGACGCCGCCAGCAUGUUUAUGCGCACAGUAGAACAAGAUGAGAACCUCCCACCCGCAGUGGACGAAACAGAUGAGCCACGACUGCGAGCAUCAGGCGUAGAGUUUGAACCGGGUACUACGAUUUCCGACUAUCUCGAUCUCAUCAGCUGCGCCAAGAACACGCUGCAUCAUUUUGCAUCGACAAGCGGUGAUGGUAUCCCACCUCAGCUCGUAGUUCUCGAGCCCCAUCUCUCGUCCACAGACUCAUAUUUGCCUAUCCUGAAGCCAGCCGCAUCCUUGGACCAAAAGGGAAAGAUGGCAACACCAACGAGAGAAAAGCGAAUCAACGUGAAGGAUGCAUUGGAAUAUCUCAUCGGACAGCCUAACGUUGGCGUAGUCGAACAGGAGGGCAAGUUGAGAUUGACUCCCGAUCCCGAUGCUACGCCUGAUGAUCCGCCUCUGUACUCUUUGACAUUGAGAGACGAAGCGUCCUAUCGUAUGACGAAACGGCACUGCCAGCGCCAUAGUUGGGCUAGGGCCACACCCGUCAACGAGGAGAGUGAGAUGGUACAGGAGGAUCCUGGCGGUUGGCGCUGGGAGUGGACAGUGUAG
Molecule: messenger RNA, 1095 nt
Organism: Kockovaella imperatae
Lineage: Eukaryota; Fungi; Basidiomycota; Tremellomycetes; Tremellales; Cuniculitremaceae
Exons: 5
Coding region: 1-1095 (364 amino acids)
Source: RefSeq, a predicted model, not a curated record